AUGAGAGCUUUUCGGCGGAAGAGCAGUUGUUCUCUUACGCUUCUUUUUUGUCUUUUUUGUAUUCAUUUUUCGGUGUCCUCGAAAGGGGGCUUUGUUGAAGUUUCGGCGAAGAAAACUGCUGCUUCGGAAUCUUCAUCAUCAUCAUCGAAUCAGUUUGGAAUAUCCGCGACAGCUUUUGGGACGUGGCGAGAGGUCUUCAACGCGGCUCCAUCUCGAGCGGAAGAAUCUAUUAAAGAUGACAUCUCUCCACCGAUUAAAAUAUACGUGUAUAACGACGCGGACGUGAAGAAACUCUUGUUCCCAGGGAAAGAGACGCAAGCGUACAAGUCUGGAGUGUGCGGGAUGAAGAUGUACGGGAGUCAAGUGCACAUCGCGGACUUCUUGCUGAAAUCGAAAGAGUUGAGGACGGAGAAUCCUUCGGAUGCGGAUUUUUUCUUCCUCCCGGGGUGGCCGAAGUGCAUGUUGGACGCGCCGCCGAACGGGGCGGGAUUAACCGACGACGAGUUAGCGAAGAGGUUGAACGGCGUCAUCGAGAAGCUGCCGUAUAUUAAGAAAUCCGGAGGGAGAGAUCACGUUUUCGUCUGGCCGAGCGGAAGAGGGCCGACUUUGUACAAGAAUUGGCGGUGUAAAAUACCAAACUCAAUAUUUUUAACUCCGGAAGGGUUUUAUACCGAUCCGUAUAGAACGUUAGCGCCGUAUUUUGAUCCUUGGAAGGACGUCGUGUUGCCGGGAUUUAUGGACGGUAGGAAAGAUUCGUAUUUAGAAACAAACAAGAGAACGAGUAAGAGGACAAAGUUAGCAUCGUUUGCGGGGACCGUACCAGAUGGGCAAGCGUUGAAAGGGGACGAGAAGCACGUAAAAGCGCAUCCGAGAGAACGGUUGUUGAAACUUUCGAAAAAGUAUCCGGACGAUUUGCUCGCGAUUUCGGGUCGGACGCCAAAGUACGCCGAGAUUUUAGGAGAUAGCAAGUUUUGUAUCGUUCCCAGAGGCUUAUCGCCGUGGACGUUGAGAACGUACGAGACCUUUUUUGCCGGAUGCGUGCCGGUGAUUAUUUCAGAUUCGGUGAGGUUACCGUUUCAAGAGUUUUUAGAUUGGUCGUUGAUUUCCAUCAAAUGGCCCGAGGCCAAAAUCGACGAGUCGUUGUUGACGUAUUUGAAGAGUAUUCCGGACGAGGAGAUUGAAAAAAUAGUUAGAAGAGGAGAGCAGGUGAGGUGCGUGUUCGCGUACCAAGCGGAUGCGACGAAAUGUAACGCGUUUUCAGCCAUCAUGUGGGCGUUGAGUCUGAAAGAUCGAAACGUGGCAAGUACGAGCGAGUGGGCUCUCAGAGACGAAAUGUGA
Molecule: messenger RNA, 1338 nt
Organism: Bathycoccus prasinos
Lineage: Eukaryota; Viridiplantae; Chlorophyta; Mamiellophyceae; Mamiellales; Bathycoccaceae
Exons: 1
Coding region: 1-1338 (445 amino acids)
Molecular function (GO): glycosyltransferase activity
Source: RefSeq, a predicted model, not a curated record